AUGCAAACUUCUCAAAUCAUCACUGCUAGUGCGGUCACUGCCGUUGCUUUAACUUUAGCCUACGCUUUGUAUUUCGACCACCGCCGCCGCCACGAUGCUGACUUCCGAAAAUCCCUUGCCCGUGAACGUCGCAAGCAUGCCCGCGCCCAGAAAGCAGAAGUAGAAGCCGAGGUCGAGAAUCAGAAGUCACAGCUCCGUGCCGCUGUUAUGGCAGCAAAUGAAGAAGGAUAUCCUGAAGGUGUGGAGGAGAGAGAAGCUUACUUUAUGAAUGAGGUUGCUAUGGGAGAAUCAUUGUUGUCUCUGGGUGAAACCAAGGCGGUGGAUGCCGCACUGUGCUUUUAUAAGGCUUUGAAGGUCUACCCGGAUCCUCCAAACCUGAUUGGAAUUUAUGAGAAGACUGUACCCAAGCAUGUUCUUGAUAUCCUAGGACAGGCGAUAGCUCUUGGUGAUUCUAGCAUCCUCAGCAGCGAGCCGAUAGAAUAA
Molecule: messenger RNA, 483 nt
Organism: Orbilia oligospora ATCC 24927
Lineage: Eukaryota; Fungi; Ascomycota; Orbiliomycetes; Orbiliales; Orbiliaceae
Exons: 3
Coding region: 1-483 (160 amino acids)
Biological process (GO): protein targeting; tRNA import into mitochondrion; protein import into mitochondrial matrix
Cellular component (GO): mitochondrial outer membrane; mitochondrial outer membrane translocase complex
Molecular function (GO): transmembrane protein transporter activity
Source: RefSeq, a predicted model, not a curated record